AUGCUCAUCAAUUAUAUCUUUCUUUCAUUCAUUCAUUAUGGUAUUAAUAAUGAAACUUUUCAAGAUUAUGAAAAUAAUCGACGCCCAUUAACGGAUAAAUUUAUUUUAUUAGCACGUCAAUAUGGUCCAGAUAAAAUUCUUAAGAUUAUUGAUGAGCGUUUACCAAAUACAUCUACAAGUAUAUCUGAUAUUAUUUACAAUUAUAAACAAACAUCUGGUUGGGAUAAAUAUUUAUUAAAUAAUAAAGAUUCACUUUCUUAA
Molecule: messenger RNA, 261 nt
Organism: Adineta steineri
Lineage: Eukaryota; Metazoa; Rotifera; Eurotatoria; Adinetida; Adinetidae
Source: the annotation of a GenBank genome assembly